CACACACUUGCACGCAGCCUUGCAGAGAGAGAAAGAGAGAGAGAGAGAGAGAGGGACACAGAGAAGAGGACAACAGAGACACCGGGAGAAGAAAGAGAGCGAUGUCUGCUGAAAAGGCACCUCUUUCUCAGUCACUUGCCGGCCCUCACUAAGACACCAUGGGCUGUAUUGGCUCCCGCACUAUCACGGCAGAUGCAGUUCCUGUAAGGAAAGACGGAGAUCAGGCCUCCAGCAAUGUGGACAAUCCUCUCACUCCUCCUACAGUCUAUUUGCCCCUCUGCCACCCAGCAGAAGGUUUUGCAGAAUUCGCUCACAGACUGCCAGACUGGCAUGGACGGGCAGAGUUUUCUUGGGAAGGAAUCAAUCUGUCUAUGGAGGACACCACCUCCAUCUUGCCUCGUCUCAAACGGAACUCCAACGCCUAUGGGAUUGGAGCUCUGGCUAAGUCCUCUCUGUCAGGUGUGUCAGGUGUGACCAGGUCCAUGAAGGACAAGGUAACUAAACCCACAGCUAUGGCUCAAGGCCGUGUAGCCCACAUGAUUGAGUGGCAGAGUUGGGGCAAACCAUCUGCUGGGCCACUAGGGGGAGCAGGUCUUUCCAACCUGCACCGCGAGAGGGAACGAAGACUUGAGAAUGACGCCUACAGUGACCUAAGUGACGGGGAGAAGGAGGCACGAAUGGCUGCUGGAGUGAUGCAGCAAUUUGCAAUCUCUGAGGCCACAUUGCUGGCCUGGAAUUCUAUGGAUGGGGAGAGCUUCUGUGCUGACUCCAACCAGGGCAGUGUAGCACACCUCAGUGAAGUUAAUCAGGAGAGCAUUACCAGCAGAGAUCAGCCUUUGCACCAUUCAUCUGCAGAAGUGUGGCCUCACACCUAUGUGUCCCAGGGUCUGUACUGCCUUUCAUCCUCUGAUGCCUGGGAGCCAAUCAGCAAUGAGCUAUCAGGCAUGGCGUCUCCUGCUGCUGGCUCCUACAUAGCUAGUGGGGCUUCUGGAGAAGGCUAUGAUUGCUCCACCCACUAUCUGUCCCAGCAGCAGCUUGCACUUCAGCAGCAGAGCCACUUACAGCAGCUGCAGCAGAUGCAGCAGUACCAGCAGCAGCAACUCAUGCAGUACCAGCAACAGUCACUGGAACAUCGGCUACACAGCACCUCCCAUUCUUUGCAAGCUACGCCCAAUAGCACCAUUCAUAGCUUGGGUCCACCCACUCAUCCACGACUGGCUGAUUUGUGGGCAGCAGCACAAGUGGAGCCACAUCAGAUGGAAAUAAUGGGACACAUGAACAUAACCUUGGCAGAAAUGGGCACGCCGGAACCAUAUGGUGAGGAAUUUGUUACAGAAAAUGAGUGCAUCCCUGAGCAACAAGAGGAGGAGGAAGCCAAGGAGGAUGACGUCACAUUAACAUUGGAACCUGAGGCAAUGUCCAUGGUGCCAGUUUUGACCUCACAGCCUCAUAGAGAGGGUCCAGUGCCUGGUUGUGUGAGCCCACCCCUGUCACACGCAGAGCCAAUGCCUGAGCACAUGGCCUUCGAGGUCACAUCCUGCAUCAUCCAAUCCCUGGAAGAGAAGGAAGAGGAAGUGGAGGAAGGGGCUGUGGUUGUCGUGGCGACCAAUUAACAGCUUUUUUCAGGAGGGUCACUAAGGAAGAGUUUCAAAAAUGGGACCGUCUUUACUGAAAUAAUCAACUAAUUACACUAAUGUAUAACCACCCAAACCCAAGGUGUAUGUUCUCAUUUUUUUGUCAAUCAAACAGGAGGACUCCGCAGUGAGAUGCAAUGAUUUAUAUGUUCUUAAAAGUGAUAAAGGAUAUAAUUAUAAAACUGCAUUCUUUAAAUGCAGGGACACACUAACAGACAUGAUAAGAGCAGAGAUGUAGAGAUGAAACUAUGUGAUAUGUUGACCAGGGGAAGGACACGUUUAAAAGAAACUAAAGAAAACAGUGCAAUACAUACAAACAUACAAAGACAACCAAAAGAAAGUGCAUGCAUUCUGAAUAUUUAAGUGACUGAAUUACCAGUAUACAUAUAGUAAUAACUGAAAUUGAUUUUUGUAAUAAAAUUAAAAGCCAACAAAAUAUGAUGUAUUUCUAUGUACAUACAAUAUGUAUGUUUCUAUGUAUGUGUGUGUAUGUUGGUAUGACUGUAUGAUUGCAUGUAUGUAUAAAGGUAUAUUCUCAAAACCA
This is a messenger RNA of Pangasianodon hypophthalmus (striped catfish), 2178 nucleotides long. It is a transcript of the gene fam131ba, whose product is annotated as family with sequence similarity 131 member Ba. Lineage: Eukaryota; Metazoa; Chordata; Actinopteri; Siluriformes; Pangasiidae. The record is from RefSeq and is a predicted model, not a curated record. The transcript is spliced from 10 exons. Bases 159 to 1613 code for a protein of 484 amino acids.